GCUUCAGAAGAGACUCAUUGUCAAAUGCGGCUGGGAGCUUCGUCUCGUCAGGCGGUGUUUGGUGCUGAACAUCAAUGGCGGAUCCGAGGGAGAAGGCGCUUCAGGAUUACAGGAAAAAAUUAUUGGAGCACAAAGAGAUCGACGGCCGCCUGAAAGAGUUAAGAGAGCAGCUGAAAGAACUAACCAAGCAAUAUGAAAAGUCUGAAAAUGACCUCAAAGCUCUUCAGAGUGUGGGACAGAUUGUCGGUGAAGUGUUGAAACAGCUUACCGAAGAGAAGUUUAUUGUGAAAGCUACAAAUGGACCACGAUACGUUGUUGGCUGUCGUCGGCAGCUUGAAAAAAGCAAGUUGAAACCUGGCACUAGAGUUGCCCUGGAUAUGACAACCCUGACUAUAAUGAGGUAUUUGCCAAGAGAAGUAGACCCCUUGGUGUAUAACAUGUCUCAUGAAGAUCCAGGAAAUGUUACUUACUCCGAAAUUGGUGGAUUAGCUGAGCAAAUUAGGGAAUUACGAGAGGUUAUUGAGCUGCCACUUACAAACCCAGAGUUGUUCCAGCGUGUAGGAAUCAUUCCACCAAAAGGUUGCUUACUCUAUGGACCACCAGGUACAGGAAAAACACUCUUAGCAAGGGCAGUUGCUAGUCAGUUAGACUGCAACUUCUUAAAGGUUGUUUCCAGCUCCAUUGUUGAUAAAUAUAUUGGUGAAAGUGCUCGUUUAAUCAGGGAGAUGUUUAACUAUGCCAGGGAUCAUCAACCGUGCAUUAUUUUUAUGGAUGAGAUUGAUGCUAUUGGUGGUCGCCGUUUCUCUGAAGGCACCUCAGCUGAUCGUGAAAUUCAGAGAACUCUUAUGGAGCUACUAAAUCAAAUGGAUGGUUUUGAUACUCUUCAUCGAGUUAAAAUGAUAAUGGCUACAAACAGGCCUGAUACGUUGGAUCCCGCUCUGUUGCGUCCUGGCAGACUUGAUAGAAAGAUUCAUAUCGAGCUUCCAAAUGAGCAAGCAAGAUUGGAUAUUCUGAAGAUCCAUGCUGGUCCCAUCACAAAGCAUGGGGAAAUAGAUUAUGAAGCAGUUGUCAAGCUGUCGGAUGGAUUUAAUGGUGCAGAUUUGAGAAAUGUCUGCACUGAAGCAGGUAUGUUUGCAAUCCGUGCUGAUCGUGACUAUGUUAUUCAAGAGGACUUUAUGAAAGCUGUUCGCAAAGUUGCCGACUCUAAGAAGCUAGAAUCCAAGCUGGACUACAAACCUGUAUAAAAUAGCCCACCUUUUUAAUCUUAAUUGUACAGUUUAAAAGGGUUUAAAAACAUAUAAACCUUAAAUGGGAGAGGAAUCUGAUGGUGGCUCUGUCGUGUCAUUCAUUGCAAGUGUAUAUCUGUAUGCUGCAGACAGUAAGUGACGACUAACUUUCGUGUUCUGCUGCAUUAUAUACGUAUCGACUAUUUUUAUGCCAUAGUUUAGCUGUUGAAAAAAUAUUGUGUUGAAAAUGAUUUUGAAAAGCAAGUGUUAGCACCGAGACAGGUUUGUCUUAACAGUGUGAUGUAUUCUCUUGUAUACAAAUGACACUUGAAGCCUUUGUGGUGUGAUGGUCACAAUACAAGUUUAUAGGUUUUUGAUGAAUUUGAUUCAUUUUCCCUAGGCCUCAAUAAAAUUUAAAUUUACAAGAAUAUGACCAGUUAUUUGUUGAAUAUUUAUAUAACACUUGCAGAUCUCCUGUGGCAUUUUCAUGAUGAAUCAAGUUUUAUAAAGGCGUAUUUUGUUAGCAUUAAUGGAGGGCAAUGAUUUAUCAACAUUGGAAACCGACCUCUGGGAAGAGAAUCUAGGAUUGGUAUGACAAAGUGUAAAAGUGGACACUGGUGUUGUAGAAUUUGAGAUAUGCCCCUAAAAGGACUUGAGUAGACCAGUUGCCCUUUAGUGUACUGUUAAAAUGUUGGUCAACUUAUACAGUAUUUAAUAGCAAUAAGUUUCCAAAAGAAACAUGAAAGAUUUUCAUUUCAUAAUUACUCAGUUUCUAGGCUUUUGUACAAAGAUUUCAUUUAGCCUGAUCACUUAUUCUGAAGACAGUGUGUGUUUUAGCUAAAUGUGUAAGCAGAAUAGAAAUGAGUGAUUAUAAAAGAAAGAUAAACAGUUUUCUGUGAAUAAAGAAAUUAUGAUAAUUGCUAAUGAUGACAUGUUGUCUUGGUUUUUAAAUUUACAACAGCAUUAAAUAAAUAUAAUCAAUUGUCUGAAAUUAAAGCUUUGAGAAUUAAAUGUCAAUGUUAAUUUGAAGUCUUCGACACAAUCAAAUUUUCACAGGGUGAGAGGGCAUGCCCUUCUAUGUGUCAGCAUUUGCUGAUGCACAACUUUUGCAAUCAAAGACUUUAAAGUGCAUAAACAAAUAUAUAUAUAUAUAUGUAUAGUGAAAAAAAUCUGUCUCAUUGUUGAGGUAAUGAAAAAUUUCAGUAAUGCCCAGCUUGUUAAGAUUGGUGAAGCCUUAAAGUAAAAGUUUAUAGGUCAAAGAUAUUAAAAAGUCACUCGAAGUAUUAUUACACAGAUUUUGUUUAAACUUUUUCUGGAUUCUUAAUUCAAAAUACAAAUGAAUUUUUUUUAAAAAUCUGUUACGAUUUGUUUGAAUCAUACUUCCUAGUAGAAAUAUUUAAUUUUUAAUUAUACCCGGUGUGAAGGAUAAGAAUUCACACAAACUGGUUGUAUGAACAUAUGAAAUAGAUAUGGAAGUAAACUAUUUAGCCCUUCAGUAGAAACCAAAAGAACUGCGGAUGCUGUAAAUCAGGAACAAAACAAAGUUGCUGGAAAAAACUCAGCAGGUCUAGCGGCAUCUGUGAAGGAAAGAAACAGCUAACGUUUCAGGUCCAGUGAUCCUUCCUCAGAACAGGUCACCUGACCCAAAACAUUAACUCUGAUUUUUCCUUCACGGAUGCCACCAGACCUGCUGAGCUUUUCCAACAACUUCAUUUUCAUUCAGCCCUUCAAGCCUGCUCCGGAACUCAAUGAGAUUAUGACUAAUUUGUUUCAAAUUCCACAUUCCCAUUACCUUCUGAAAAGCUUUGAUUCCAUUGCCUAACUAGAAUCUAUUUAUUUCUUAAAAAGUAUUUAAUGACAUGGUCUCACUACUUUCUGAGGUGGAGAAAUCCAAAGUGUCUCAGCCUUAUGAAAAUGUUUCUCCGCUCUGCCCCGAAGAGGUAACCACUAAUUUUUAAAUAGUGCCCGCUAAUCCUUUACUGACCAAUAAGAGAAAUACCCUUUCCUUGUCCACCUUGUCAAGACCAUUUGAUACAUUUUAAUCAAGUCACGCUCAUUCUAAAUUUCAGUGGAAAGGAGCCCAUCUAUUAAACCUAUUCAAGACAACCCACUCAUUCCAAGAACAUCAUUUUUAUGUUUGAUGCCUCUUAUAAAUAAAGAAGGACAUCCUGUUUGUCAGUUUGAUUGUGUACUGUACCUACAGACUAAUCUUUUGUAAUCCCUGCACUAGAACACUAAAUCCUUCCAUACCUUUGGAAUUCCAUAAUCAAUGUAAGUAGUAAUUGGGCCUAAUCAUCUGUUUUUAGUUUGCAAUUUCUAAAUAUUCUCUAAAGCUAGUGAAUAGGAUUACAAGAUUCACUGUUUCUAGGAAUCAACAUAGGGUAAGUUACAAUCUCCACAUUUCUUGUCUGUGUCCUUAAAUAUAUUUUAGGAAAACCUGUUACUGGCUUUCCAAAAGAAACAAUACAUUACCUGCUAAUUUUGUGUAAUUUUAAAAGUAACCACGACUCAGUUCAAAUAAAUAACUAAACUAAUUCUUGUGAUAAUGGGAACUGCAGAUGCUGGAGAAUCCAAGAUAAUAAAAUGUGAGCUCUCUGAUGGAGGGUCUAGGCCCGAAACGUCAGCUUUUGUGCUCCUGAGAUGCUGCUUGGCCUGCUGUGUUCAUCCAGCCUCACGUUUUGUUAAACUAAUUCUUGUGUUUGCCUGACCAUAGUUUCCCCUUAAAAUGAUUGAAAUUAAUUAGGUUUUGUUUUGUUUAUCUAGACAGUCAUUAAUGACUUUUUAAGAAUCUGAUUCUAUGGAUUCUGGUGCUUCAGAAAGACAAGACAAUGAUUAACUGCAAAUGGGCUAUUGACAUCAGCCAUCUUUAUUUAAUAUAAAUCCAUAUCUAAUGUGGCUAUUUAUUAUUUUGCAGAUAAAUCAAUAGAAUAUUCAGGCUGCAUCUUCUUAAUCUAUUUUCGUGCCCAGGCUUGUCAAAUUUAACUGCUGCCCAAGCUGAAAUUGGUUCAUUUCUCACACUGAGGGUAAAGCUUUUGAGCCUUCCUAACCUGUGAGACAAUUGAUAUUGUGUUAAUCAACAAAAUCAUUGGGGCACUGAUUCAAACUUUAAGUUAAAAUUCUGUGGAAACUUGUAAUUGACAGUAAUAUUGUUGGAUGUUAGCAACUUGAUAUCUAAAUUGUGUGUAAGUGUAUAUGAUACAUUGCAAAUCCUGAUUACUGGUAUCAGACAGUUGUUUUUCAACUUUGGCUGAAUUGUUGAACUUCAGAUUUCUAAAUUAACCGAGUAAAAUGAUGAACCUCAA
Molecule: messenger RNA, 4528 nt
Organism: Stegostoma tigrinum
Lineage: Eukaryota; Metazoa; Chordata; Chondrichthyes; Orectolobiformes; Stegostomatidae
Gene: psmc6
Product: proteasome 26S subunit, ATPase 6
Exons: 14
Coding region: 75-1244 (389 amino acids)
Biological process (GO): positive regulation of RNA polymerase II transcription preinitiation complex assembly
Cellular component (GO): cytosolic proteasome complex; proteasome regulatory particle, base subcomplex
Molecular function (GO): ATP binding; proteasome-activating activity; ATP hydrolysis activity
Source: RefSeq, a predicted model, not a curated record